Oryza brachyantha (malo sina) is the source of this 3901-nucleotide messenger RNA. RefSeq names its product putative disease resistance RPP13-like protein 1. The record is from RefSeq and is a predicted model, not a curated record. Gene Ontology annotation, biological process: defense response to other organism. The transcript is spliced from 3 exons. Gene Ontology annotation, molecular function: ADP binding. Bases 298 to 3615 code for a protein of 1105 amino acids. NCBI's taxonomy places the organism in Eukaryota, Viridiplantae, Streptophyta, Magnoliopsida, Poales, Poaceae.
AAAUUAAAAAAUUAUAAAAUAAUAAUUAUCUACAUAAGAGACCUAUAAGAUAAAAUUUAUAACUACGCUAGCCCCGCAAUAUGCCCGGGCCACCGUGAUGACGCUGACAUUUUGGCGUGGAGCCGGUAGACACGGGGAUAAAGACCGGAGCUUAUCCUCUAAUAAAGAAGGUCGAUUGGCAUGGCAGUCGUACGUACUCCUCCACAGCAAUAAUCGGUUGUGGCGUCAUUGCAGCAGUAAGAGGAGAGACUAGAGAGAUAGCUGCAGAGCAGCGAAACCCAUCCAGAUCCGAUCGACAUGGCCGCCGGGGUGUUCGCGUCCAUGGCUGUGAAAUGGGCGCUCGACAAGCUGUCGUCGUUGCUGGCGCCGGCGGCGGCUUCUUCCUCGUCACCGGCCGUCGUCUGGCAGGGGCUGGAGGACCUGCGGAAGCUGGAGCGGACCAUGCGGAGGAUCCAGGCGACGCUUGCCGACGCGGAGGAGCACUGGGACGUCAGGGAGGAGUCCGCCAAGCUGCGGCUCAGGGAGCUCAGGGAGCUCGCCUAUGGCGCGGAGGACGUGGUGGAGGAGUACGAGUACGAGGUCAGCCGCUGCAGGUUGGGCAGAUCUGCAGCCAGCAGCUCCAAGCGCAAGCGCUCCGAGGUGAAUGAUGAACAAUGCACUGAGGUUGGAUUUGUCCCGGUUCCAAAUGAGCUGGCUGUCAGAGCAGGCGAACUUGUAAAAAGACUUGAUGAAAUGGAAGUCUACCAAAAGUAUUUUAGCCUGUCAGAAAAUGAUGGAGAGCGCCGGAUUAUGCCUGGUAUCCAAAGCGUGCGUGACACAGGCUGUUUCGUGGUUGAACAGAGCAUUGUUGGAAGAGAGUCAGACAAGCAGAAAGUGAAACAAAUGCUGAUGUCCAGACAGGGUAGCAAUGUUGCUAAUCAGUUCUCAGUCUUGGCUAUUGUUGGUAUGGGGGGUCUGGGCAAAACAACUCUAGCACAGCUUGUAUACAAUGACCAAACAGUGUCCCAGUCAUUUGAUGUCCGUGUAUGGGUUUAUGUUUCUGAUCAUUUUGACUCAAAGAGGUUGACAAAGAAAAUUAUUGUUUCUAUAACCAAGGAGAGCAAUGGGCUGUCUGAAUUGGCUGAUCUUCAGGACAUGUUAGCCCAGGAGAUAAUGGGGAAGAGACUUCUACUUGUACUGGACGAUGUAUGGAAUGAAAGAGGGGAUUUAUGGGAAACAUUUUGCAGGCCAUUCUUUGCUGCCCAACAAUGUAAGGUUCUAGUAACAACUCGCAAUGUGGCAGUAGCAAAAUUGGUGCAGACAAUGCCACACUUCACUAUGGACCACUUAAGUCCCGAUGAGUGCUGGAUAUUGUUUGAAAGAACAGUUACAGCACAGCAGAAUGUCAUUCCAGGUAAUCUUGUAGACAUUGCCAAGCAGAUUGUUGAGAAGUGUGACAGAUUACCACUGGCAAUCAAGACUCUGGGAAGCAUGUUGAGAUAUGAAACCGAUGAAAGGAGAUGGAUAGAUGUCAUUGAAAGUGAUCUAUGGGAUUUAGAUAAAGCACAGAAUGAGGUGUUACCGGCCUUGGAGUUGAGCUACAAGAACAUGCCCAUGCAUUUAAAACGAUGUUUUCUUUCCCUUUGUCUAUUCCCAAAAGAUUAUUUGCUUGACAAAUCUGAGGUUAUUGAGCUGUGGCAGUUACUUGAUAUUUUACAGGGUGAUGAGAGGAACAAUGGGGACGAAAUUGGGAGUCAAUGUUUUGAUGGACUAGUUGAGAGGUCAUUUCUUCAAUUAUCUUUGAAUGAGGUCGUCAUGCAUGACCUAAUCCAUGAUCUUGCAUGCCAUCUUUCUGGAAAUGAGUUCUUCAUACUUGAAGGUAACAAACCGGUUAAAAUUCCAGAAAAUGCUCGGUUUAUGUCCAUAAUCGAUUUUCAUACAUCUGUUCAGUUCUCAGCUCCCUCCCACCCUCUCUGGGCCAUUGUUGUGUUUGGGGAGGAACAUUCUGAAGUUAGUAAUCCAGACAUUCUUUUCUUGAACUGCAAAAAUCUGCGGGUCCUUAGCUUAGGUGGUAGCAACCUUGGUGAGGCAUUACCAAGGCACAUCAGUAGCCUGAAACUACUACGCCAUCUUCAAGGAGCUGAGAAUGCACCAAGUGGAAUUUAUCCCCUAACCAAUCUACAGACUAUUCCUGACAUAGAAAUCUGUAGAUGCGGUGAUAGUUUUAACUUAAUUGAGCUGAGGAACCUCAACCAGAUAAAGGAUCAGUUGACUAUACGAGGAUUGUGUAAUUUGUCUCAUGUCCAAGAUGCAAAUCAAGCUCAAUUAGUGAGUAAAAAGAACAUCCAGGUUCUAAUAUUAGACUUCAAUGAAGUGCACUGUGAACACAUGCUGCAACAAGAUUUUCUCAUGACUGAGGAAUUGGACUUAACCUCUACUCCUGAAGGGCGAUAUGAAAAUUUUCAGUACGAAGACAUGCAACAACCUAAAUAUGUUACAGUACCACAUAAUCAAAUACUUGAGACCUUGAGACCACAUGAGGGCCUAAGAGAACUGGAAAUAUAUGGUUACAAUUGUCAGAGCUACCCCAGUUGGCUGGGUGAUGCUUCAUUUUCAAAGUUGACUUACAUAGUAAUAAUUUCCGGUACACAUAAGGUAUCGCAACAAUGUGUUCCAACACUUGGUGAGCUGCCUUUCCUUAAGCAUCUCACGAUUAGACAGAUGUAUUAUGUGGAACACAUUGGAAGGGAGUUUUGCAGCCAUAUUGCUGGCAGCAAUUGCUUCCCGUCAUUGAUAACAUUGGAAUUUGGCAGCAUGCGACAGUGGUCCAAGUGGUUUGAUGUACAUGAUGGAGAUUUCCCAUGCUUACAAAGUCUAGUAAUCAGAAGAUGCGAGCGACUAACUACUCUUCCAUUGGAUCGAUUUUCUUCUCUGCACACACUGGAAUUGACCGUGUGUGGUGUCAUCAGUAUCCCUACUCAGCCCUCGCUCUUGCAAUUAUCAGUAUUUGAUUGCCCAGAACUAGGUGCAGUCGAUUCCAUGCCAGAACUCAACAUACUGGAUAUAAAAGGGUGUCCAAACCUGACUGCUGUGGGUUCCCUUCCCAAACUGAAAACCCUGAGUGCAGAUGGAACCCAGGAAGAUGCAACGCCGCAUGGUCAGCAGCCGGAUCAUCUCCCAGUGCUAGACACACUUUGGUCUAUUGCCAUGCACACCACCAUUCCUGCAUCACAUAACCUGGAAGAGCUAGCCAUUGUUAGCUGUGCUGGUCUGUCCGAACUUCCCACACUCCCAUCACUUCUGAAGCUGCAGAUAACAAACUGUCCAGACUUGAGUGUGGUUGGUUCACUCCCCUCACUUACCACCUUGUCUCUGUGGGACUCACUUCCUAAAGAUGAGGUAUUUUAUAGACUGUUGAAUGACCACCCAACGCUCAGCGACAUAACAAUCUGUUCUAAGACCAUCACGAAACUAUCUCUUCAGCCACCGAGACUGCCAUCACUGAAGAAGCUCACAUUAAGCUGUGUUAACCUCCAGUACUGUGAUGGCCUUGCUGGCCUCACUUGCCUUGACGGCAUAAAGAUUUCAGGGUGCCCAAAGCUCCGACAACAGCUGCAGUCUCCGGAUGUUCGGUGACACACUAGAUUCAAGUGCUAUUGAUCUUGGCAAUGAGGACUGACUUCGAGUAGUAUAUACUGCGUUUCAUGCAGUUUGGAUAAAAGUGAUCUGAUUAGAGUUACAUUCAGUGAUUCAUGCACAAGUUUCAUGUAACUGCCUCCCCAGAUUCUUGCUUUCAAAUAGAGUCCAUGUAUAGUAUGAUUUAUAAUAAUCCACUUGAUCUUUCAGUAUUUCUGUUGUGUUUAAAACGACAGGGUUCCCAUCUUACUAUUAAUAAAUCUAUGCAUAUUUUAUAAAUAUAGUA